Molecule: messenger RNA, 1152 nt
Organism: Cladophialophora yegresii CBS 114405
Lineage: Eukaryota; Fungi; Ascomycota; Eurotiomycetes; Chaetothyriales; Herpotrichiellaceae
Exons: 1
Coding region: 1-1152 (383 amino acids)
Source: RefSeq, a predicted model, not a curated record
AUGUCGUCCAAGGCACCUUCUGUCAACGACAAGACCAGUGCUCCAAGCACCGAAUCAAAGGACUCUGGUGCGCCACUGCUGAAAGACUCCACUGCACCAUCUACUCGAACAGUGACCGCCGGGCCCGCAGUGGACGAGACGGCUGCAAAACCACGAAAGAGAGAUUUCUGGAAACUGGGCAAGAAGCCGGAAGAGGACAAAGGCAAGGGGAAAGGCACGGUAUCUUCAAAGUCACCUCCUACGGCGGCGAGCCCCUCGACUGGCUUGAACCCGGUCUCGCCCAUGAGAUCACCAGAUUUGGUUGGCGGUUCAGUGUCACCCCACCGGGGCUCUCUGGGUCACCCCUACGGUGUGCCGGGUUCUCCAGGGCAAGGGAUGGGCACUUCUUCUCCUCGACCGCACUCGCCGGCCUCGUCGAUGAUUUUUGAGCGAAACGUCCAGGAGGAUGUUGCUCUGCCCGAGAAGUCCCCGCACAUGCCCUCUCACGUCCUCAUUGAGAACCACAUUGCGCCAGCCCUGGACGCAUCUGCAGAAGCCAUCACGGAUAAAAAGCUGAAUCCGGACACUGUGGAAAUUGUCACUCAUGCCACACAUCAACCAGCGGCGGUGACCAUUUCUGGCCUAGGAGCCGAGCAGUCCAUGGCUUCUUCAAUGCAAGAUGAUUUCCCUCCGUCGCUUGCAUCACUUGCGCAUCGAGAUACGGAGACCGGGUCCAACUAUGGGUCUCUAGACACGACUGAUGUUCGACGUUUGAGCUUCAUCUCUUUUGCCGACGUUGUUCACGGCGAACAAGAAUUUGGAGACGCGCGGCGCGACUCUACAUAUGUACCGGGCCAUCCGUCCCUGGCACCGGCUAGGUCUCCUUCUCCUCUUCGGUCGCCCACUUCUUCCGCUGCUCCUGGGACAUCACCCCCAAGCAGUGUCACAGCAUCCGUGAAGGGAUUUGAGACGUCCCCCCAUCGUGCUCCGAGAGGCGCAGGGAGCCCACUUCCAGGCCAGAGCUCGCCUCUGGCUGCAGGCAGCGAGAUCAACGUCGAAACCAUGCGACAGGCACUCCGGAAAACGGGAAGCGGGGAUUUGAGCCAUUUCCGCAGUCCACCACUGAGUGCCGUGGGCAAUGAUGACGGGACCUACGACCGACCUUUCAGAUGA